This is a messenger RNA of Chlamydomonas reinhardtii, 3287 nucleotides long. RefSeq lists its product as uncharacterized. Gene Ontology annotation, molecular function: protein binding. The transcript has 12 exons. Lineage: Eukaryota; Viridiplantae; Chlorophyta; Chlorophyceae; Chlamydomonadales; Chlamydomonadaceae. The record is from RefSeq and is a predicted model, not a curated record. The coding region runs from base 243 to 2789 and encodes 848 amino acids.
CGCGUGCAGCGACCUGCUGCUGUCAUAAAAAUGGCUCCAACAACAAGAAGCAUCCCCGCAGCACGUUCUCGCUCGGGGAGGCCUCCUUGGUUUUGAUGGCAGUUUGUUUAGUCUUUCGCGCGCAUUCUCACUGCCCACGUGGCCUCAUAUUUGCCUUCUUACGCCACUGCUACAUUUGAAAUCACUGCCACUUCAAGCACCGCCUGACGUCCUGAACCAAAUAGCAAUCCAAUCGCCCGAAGAUGGACGCCCUUGUGGAGUGCGUUAAGGCGGGUUCGAUGCUGCACGUGGAGGCAGCCCUACAAAAGUAUCCGGGAGCGGUGAACAGGCCCAACAGCUGCGAGACCUACCCGCUGCACGUGGCGGUGUGGCGCAACCACCUGCCCAUCCUGGAGCGGCUGCUGGCGGCGGGCGCCAACACGGCGGCGGCGGACGGCGAGAGCGGCUGGACGCCGCUUCACCGGGCGCUGUACCUGGGGCACCUGGCGGCGGCGGCGCGGCUGCUGGCGGCGGGGGCGGCGGUGGAGGCGGCGGACCUGCAGGGCCGCACGCCCGUGGACCUAGUGUCAGCGGAGCUACGCCGCAUGCCGCCGCCCAGCCCCCACACACUCACAGCCACCCCCGGCGGAGCCGCCGCCGCUACAGCCUCUGCUACAGCCGCUACAACCUCUGCUACAACCUCUGCUACAGCCGCUACAGCCGCAGGUGGCGGGGUCGGUGUGGUAAUUAGCAGCCUGUACAGCUGGGGCAGUGGCGCCAACUACCAGCUGGGCACGGGCAGCACCGACCGCCACGACACGCCGCUGAGGGUGGAGGCGCUGCAGGGUCACCAGGUGGCGGCGGUGGCGGCCGCCAAGUUCCACUCGGCGGCGCUGACGGCGGAGGGGCGGCUGCUGACGUGGGGCUGGGGCCGCGGCGGGCGGCUGGGACACCCCGAGCCCCACGUGCACAGCGGCGAGGCGGCGCUGAUCACACCCUGGCAGGUGUCGGGUCUGGGGCGGCGGCAGGUGGUGGCGGUGGCGGCGGCCAAGCACCACAUGCUGGCGGCCACCAGCGCAGGAGAGCUGUGGAGCUGGGGAGGCAACAGGGACGGCAAGCUCGGCUACCCCAAUGUCGACACGCAGCCCACGCCGCGCAAGGUGGAGUUCCGGGGGCGGGCGGUGCAGGUGUCUGCCUCCAACCGCCACAGCGCCUGUCUGACCACGGCGGGCGAGGUGUGGACGUGGGGAGCCAACGGCGACGGGCAACUGGGCUACGGCACAAACAACGCCGCCAGCAACCCCGCGCCGCGCCUGGUGGAGGCCAUGAAGGGCAAGGCGCUGGUGGCUGUGUCGCUGUCCAAGCGCCACACGGUGGUCCUCACAGCCGACGGCGACGCCUACACCUGGGGACACCGCGUCGCCACGCCGCGCCGGGUGCCGCUCGCAGGCUGCAGAGACACCGCACGCCUUGCUGCAGCUGUUGCAGCCGCCGCCGGGCCCGGCGGGCCCGGCGGCGGAGCCGCCGCCGCGGCAGCGACGCAGGGCGCCGGCGGAGCCGGCGGCGGCGGCGGCGGCUCCGCCGUCGCCUCCGGCGACGGCGAGGCGGUUCAGUUCCACCGCAACCGGUCGGACGUGGUGCGGCCCGAGGCGGCGCUGGUGGCGGCGGGCUACGUGCACAGCAGCGUGGUGACGCGCGGCGGCGUGGUGCUGACGUGGCGCAGCGCGGACCCGGCGCUGCGGCCGGCGGAGGUGGGCGGGCCGCUGGCGGGGCGGCGGGUGGUGGCGGUGGCGGCGGGGAAGACCGGCGGCGCAGCCGCCGGCACCUUUGACGGCGCCGCCGCCGCGGCGGAGGGCGAUGAGGUGGCUCGGCUGGUGAAGGCGGUUCAGCGCAAGCUGACGCAGAUCGCGGCGCUGCUGGAGGCGGAGCGGGCUGGCAAGGCGCUGGACGCGCAGCAGGCGGCCAAGGUGGCGCAGCGGGGGGCGCUGGGGGAGGCGCUGGCGGCGCUGGCGGCGGGCGCGCCGGUGGAAGAGGUGCGGCGCGCCAUUGCGCACUCGGGCGAGGUGGCCAGCAAACUGGCGGCGGCGGCGGAGCCCGUGGCGCCGGCGGCGGGCGAGGCGGCGGCGCUGGCGGCGGCAGAGAAGGGCGGAAAGGCUGCGGGCGGGAGCGGGAGCGGGAAGGGGGCGGUUGGUGUGAAUGGCCCCGGCGGCAAGAAGAGCGAGAAGGAGGCCGCCGCUGCUGGCCCCGUCACUGACACGGCCGCCGUUGCAGCUGCAGUAGCGGCAGUAGCGGCAGCGGCCGCCUCGUCGCCGGCGAUGCCGGGCACGCCUGUGGCUGCUACAGCCAGCGCCGCGAUCGGCGGCGGCGGCGGCAGUAGCACCUCCAGGAAGGGCCAGCGCAAGGGCGACCUCUCUAUGUUCCUAGCCGGUGAGCUGGAAAAACCGCCGCCGCCGCCAGCAGCAGCGGCGCUUGCAGCGGCAGCGGCAACGCCGCCGGCGCCCAAAGGCCCCGCAUGGGGCGGCGCCAAGCCGCAGCCGCCGCCGGCGACUGGCGGCAGCCUGCGCGACCUGCUCUCCGCGGCGACCUCCACCACGGUGCCGGCGGCGGCGCCGCCGGCGGCAGCUGACACGCUGGGCGCGGCGGGCAUCAGCCGCCAGGCGCCCGCUGGACCUGCGGCGGCGGCGGCGGCGGCGGCGGCGGCGGCGGCUGCAGGCGCCGGGGAGGGCGGUGCAGCCGGCGGCGCUAGUGGUGGGGGUCCUGCGAAGGCGAGGCCGGAGGCCGCCGCCCCGGCUGCGGCCCCGGCGCCGUAGCGAGCAUGGGGUGGGCUGUGUCAUGGCGUGUAGGGCACAGGUUCGAUUGGCACAACAUUGCGAAAUCUGCACAUGAUUGAGAGGGUAGAGAGGAGAGCCUGGGCGUGGUUGUGUUUGAGUGCGAGAGGGAGGGGAGCACUGUGCGAUGAACGAGGAUUUGAAUGACAGUCCUUAGAAUGCAGACCAGAGACGAGGACGUGGGCUGCGCACGAGCGCCAGUGUGGUAAUUACGGCUGGGCAUGCUACAGAGCCUCCUGUGCUUAUGGGACCGAUUUGAAGGGAUGGGUUGGGGCGAUUGGGCCGACCUUGCAGGGGCUCAUCUGUUACAGGCGCAAUCACGAUGCCGCAGUGUCUAGGGCCGCAACAAUCGCGAACGUCCUGGCAGGCCAGCAUCCCAGGAUUGCCUGCAUGCUUUCUCCAUUACGCAGUUCUUGUUCAUCUUCGUUCAAUUGCAGGCGUAGUACAACAACUGUUUUACCAUUGUAAGGAGUCGGGCCG